AUGCCGACUUCGAUCAUGCAGAAAAACUACAGCCACUGUCCGCUGAAGAAGCGGCCCGUCUUCAUGGCCAAGGAGGAUCCAUCGUUCAAGAAUGACUCCGAGAGUGAGCUGGAACCGGAGAACCUCAGCACCAAGCCACAGGACCUGUCGAUGAAGUCGAAGCGCAAGUCACGGCCGGCCUCGCCCGUGCUCGUGGCCCCCAUGGAGGAGGACGUGGAGGUGAGCAUCCUGGCGAUCAAAACGGAGGACAGUCUUCCGACGCCACCACCGUCGUCCUCGCCGAGCCCGAGCGACACCAAGUCACCGAUCUCGAUUCCGGCCACCCCGACCUACCCCGGUGCACUGUACGCGCCGUACCCGAGCUCCCGGUCCCCGCUGUCGCCACCCUCGUCCACCACCACCAGUGCUGCCGCGGUUGCGGCUGCGGCCGCUGCGGCCGCCGCCGCCGCCACCAACAUGCAGGACGCGCUCUACAAAUCCUUCUCGUCCGUGGUAUACCCCGCGGCCGCCGUGGCCGCCGCCAGCGGGUAUCCCGGCUUCCCGUACGCCAUGCCACCGUAUCCGGCCGACUUCUACAGUGCCGCCGCUUACCACCACCACCACCACCAGCAGCAGCACCACCAACAUCACCACCACCAGCACCAUCGACAGUCCUUCCACCACCAGCAUCCGGCGCCACCACCACCGCCACCACAGCAUCACCUGAGCCAAAUCUCGCCGCCCCGCUCGGAACCCCUGUCGCCGUACAGUCCACCGCACGGACAGCGCGACCGCAGCCCGUCCCCCGUGGCCCGCUCCCCAACGCACCUCUACCGCCCGGAGCGUCGCUCCCUAUCGCCACCUCCCUCGAUGGUGGUUCCCCCGUACCCGGUGGCACCCGGUGGCCACGUCAUCAAGUCGGAACAGUUCGCGGCCCGCUCCCAGCACCGCUACAUGCCGUACAUGCACCACCACCACCCGCACCACCAUCCGCACCACCUACACUCGUCGCAGCACCCGCACCUGAUGAUGGCGGCCCCACCAGCCUCGCACCCACCACCGAGCGUCGAGCAUCCUUCGCUAUCGCCGACCUCCAGCCACACCUCGUUCAACUCGUACCUCUCAUCGUCCCGGGGCCGCUCGCUCUCGCCCGCUUCCGCCUCCAGCCCGCGCUCAUCGCUUGGCCUGUCGGAGGAGAACAACAACAGCUUGACCGCGACCAACGGAAACACCACCACGAACGUGCUGAUGGAAAAGUCCACCUCGAACGCCAACAUCCAGGAGCACCACCAGCACUCGAAGGAGAAGGCGGAAGGGAAGUCGGGAGGCGGAGGUGGGGCACCCCGGUACCAGUGUCCGGACUGUGGCAAGAGCUACUCCACGUACUCCGGGCUGUCGAAGCACCAGCAGUUCCACUGCCCGGCGGCCGAGGGCAACCAGGCGCAGAAGACGUUCGUGUGCAAGGAGUGCGACAAGCCGUACAAGACGCUCGGCGCCCUGAAGAUGCACAUCCGCACGCACACGCUGCCGUGCAAGUGUACGCUCUGUGAUAAGGCGUUCUCGCGGCCGUGGCUGCUGCAGGGCCACAUCCGCACGCACACCGGCGAGAAGCCGUUCGUGUGCAAGCUCUGCUCCCGGGCCUUCGCCGACCGCUCGAACCUGCGCGCCCACCAGCAGACGCACGAGGACGUGAAGCGGUUCAAGUGUCCGACCUGCACCAAGUCCUUCUCGCGGCUCCCGCUCCUCACGAAGCACGCCGAAAGCGGGUGCCCGGGUGGCAGCGAGGGCACCAGUUCGCCCGACCAUCUCCAUCACCAUCACCACCCGGACAGCCCACCACUGUCGCUGUCCGGCGAGGACCUGGCGAUGCGACCGCGCUGUCACUCGGAGGCGCUUCCGGAAGACGACGACGAGGAUGCAGCUGCCACCAGUAAGUUCAUGCCCACCGUCUUGCCGCACUCGAAUGGCAACAUUGCGGUCUACUAG
This is a messenger RNA of Anopheles cruzii, 1965 nucleotides long. Its product is annotated as protein escargot. Gene Ontology annotation, cellular component: nucleus. Lineage: Eukaryota; Metazoa; Arthropoda; Insecta; Diptera; Culicidae. The transcript is spliced from 2 exons. The coding region runs from base 1 to 1965 and encodes 654 amino acids. Gene Ontology annotation, molecular function: RNA polymerase II cis-regulatory region sequence-specific DNA binding; DNA-binding transcription activator activity, RNA polymerase II-specific. Gene Ontology annotation, biological process: regulation of transcription by RNA polymerase II. The record is from RefSeq and is a predicted model, not a curated record.